This is a messenger RNA of Jatropha curcas, 1424 nucleotides long. RefSeq names its product chloroplastic acetylcoenzyme A carboxylase 1 (gene CAC1). Gene Ontology annotation, cellular component: acetyl-CoA carboxylase complex; chloroplast. Lineage: Eukaryota; Viridiplantae; Streptophyta; Magnoliopsida; Malpighiales; Euphorbiaceae. Gene Ontology annotation, molecular function: acetyl-CoA carboxylase activity. The record is from RefSeq and is a predicted model, not a curated record. Gene Ontology annotation, biological process: fatty acid biosynthetic process.
UCAUAUCUAUACUUUUCUUUCUCAUUGGUUUCAUCGAUCCUCAGCUCUAAAGAGAGAAACGCCUUUCUUCUCUGUCUCUUCACUCCUGUGGCGGACUCCUCAAAGUCUCAAACUUCUCUGUAUUUGGGCUUCUUACAAAUUCAAUCACUUUCUAACUGUCUUUCUGAGAAGAAAAGGAUUCACUCAAGCCUAAAAGCGCUGAAACCAAUGGCGUCUUCACUAUCAACCACGGCUGCAGCUUCUGCUUCUGCGGUGGCCAAAACCUCUGCCAAUUUGCCUAAUUAUAGUAAUUGCAGCCUCUCUAGAGUUUCCUUUCGCCUUUCUCCUAAGCCAAAGCUUCGAUUUUUCGCCAAGGGUCUGCAGCCUGGUCAUAACAAUUCCACUUUAGUGAAAGCUCAACUGAAUGAGGUAAGGUUCUUUCAACAGUUUUCAUUUGAAGAUCUUUUUUCAAAUUUUCGUUCCUUCCUGGACAUGCUUUUGGGCUCAUCUGUUGCCUUCAAGGUUGCUGUGGAUGGGCCCUCAAAUGCUGCUGCUUCACCUCCAACCAGAUCGGGAGUACCAUCACAAGAAAAAAAGGAUGCUAAGCCAUCAAAUGAGCCUUCGGCUCCAGCUUUGGCUACGGAGGAGUCAAUAUCCGAGUUUAUUACCCAGGUUGCAAGCCUUGUGAAGCUGGUUGAUUCAAGAGAUAUUGUGGAGUUGCAGUUGAAACAACUUGACUGUGAAGUGAUAAUCCGGAAAAAGGAGGCCUUGCCUCAGCCACCAUCUCCUGCCCCAGUUGUUAUGAUGCAUUCACCUUCCCAAUCACCACCACCGCUAAUGCAUUCAGCCCCACCUGCAGCUUCUUCUACAGCCCCUAGUCCAGCUUCCUCUGCUCCACCUCCACCACCUUCAGCUCCUGCUGUUAAACCAUCCAAGUCAUCACAUCCACCACUUAAAUGCCCUAUGGCAGGCACAUUCUACAGAAGUUCAGCACCAGGCGAACCACCUUUUGUGAAGGUUGGAGACAAAGUGCAGAAGGGACAGGUUUUAUGCAUCAUUGAAGCCAUGAAAUUAAUGAAUGAAAUAGAAGCUGAUCAAUCAGGAACCAUAGUUGAAAUUCUUGCAGAAGAUGGCAAGUCAGUCAGUGUUGACAUGCCUCUGUUCGUGAUCGAGCCCUAAGAAAGCUCGGCUACUGUUAGACAAGCAUUGAGUAAAGAUUAGGAGGCGAGUGUAAUUCUUUGUAAUGUUGUUAAACGCGGCAUUGUUAUUUUGUGCUUCGAUGUUUUGUUUGGAAUGAGUUGUUAGGAGGCGAAAAAAUUAAUUAUUCUAGUAUGUAUUAUUUUGUUAUUUUUGAACUAUAUUACUGCAACUAAGAAUAACUUUAACUUUCCAUGUUUGGACGGUAUGUUUAAUAAAUCAGUUGUUAGUUGGUUGUUGUUUCUAUA